This is a messenger RNA of Didymosphaeria variabile, 1869 nucleotides long. RefSeq lists its product as uncharacterized. The transcript is spliced from 2 exons. Bases 1 to 1869 code for a protein of 622 amino acids. Lineage: Eukaryota; Fungi; Ascomycota; Dothideomycetes; Pleosporales; Didymosphaeriaceae. Gene Ontology annotation, molecular function: mannan endo-1,6-alpha-mannosidase activity. Gene Ontology annotation, biological process: fungal-type cell wall biogenesis; carbohydrate catabolic process. The record is from RefSeq and is a predicted model, not a curated record.
AUGCGAUCCUUUUCUACCAUCGGAGCUGCGCUCCUUCCCUUAGCUGCUGCUGUGGGCGCCGUCGAGCUCAAGGUGGACGACGAGGCCUCGCUCAAGGCCGCCAUCUCACAGUAUGCCAAUGGCUUGAUGUCAUACUACAGCGCGAAUGCCUCAGGUCUUCCGGCGGAAGAGGUUGGCUACAUUCCCAAGCCUCACUACUGGUGGGAGUCUGGUGCUCUCUGGGGAGCCAUGGUCGAGUACACAAACAUCGUCGGAGACGAUUCGUACGUGAAGACGAUCCAGCAGGGUCUGACUGCCAACUACGGCCCGGAGAACAACUUCAUCCUGGACUACAAGCGUGACCAAACGGGCAACGAUGACCAGGCCUUCUGGUGUCUUGCGACCAUGUCGGCAGCCGAAUAUGGCUUCCCCGAGCCUGCGGAUGCACCAGCAACCUACCUCGAAGUUAGCAAGAACUGCUUCAACAACAUUGUUGCUCGCUGGGACGAAACAUCGUGCGGCGGAGGUUUGAAGUGGCAAAUCUACCCGGAGAACGACUAUGGGUACAACUACAAGAACUCCAUCAGCAACGGCGCCACCUUUGCUCUCGGUGCCCGCCUUGCCCGCUUCACUGGCAAUCAAACCUACGCAGAUUGGGCCGAGAAGAUCUAUGACUGGGAGAAGAAGGUCGGCCUUAUUGGUGACAGUUUCGAGGUUUUUGAUGGAACCGAUGAUAAGUCGAACUGUAAGGAGGUCGCCGACAAGACGGAGUGGACUUACAACAACGCUAUGAUGAUCCACGGGUCUGCCUUCAUGGCUUCCUACACCAAGGACGACAAGUGGACGCAGCGUACCGAGGGCUUCCUGAGCCGUGCCGCCAUCUUCUUCAACAACCCCAAGCAAGUCAAGGACGUCAUGUUCGAGGUUUGCGAGAACAGCGUUGGCGGCAAGAACUGCAACCUGGACCAGCAAUCGUUCAAGGCCUACCUCGGACGUUGGAUGGCAAAGACCGCGAUCCUUGUGCCUUCGACCAAGGACCAGAUCACCACAUACCUCACAAAGUCUGCCUCGGCCGCUGCCAAGUCUUGCACUGGUGAUGCUGGCGCCUGCGGUUCUCGAUGGUACCAGGACUUCGAUGGAGAGACCGGUGUCGGCCAGCAGAUGUCCGCCAUGGAGGUCACCCAGGCCUGCCUUAUGAUUCAGCAGGGCACUCUUCCCGGCACUGGUGGAGAGUCCUCGGAGCCUUCCAAGCCCUCUUCGUCUGCGGCUCCCAAGUCCAGCUCCACUGCUGCCCCUGAGUCCAGCGACGUGUCCAAGUCUACCGCCACUCCCCCUAAGACCAGCAAUGCACCCAAGUCCGAGGAUGCUCCGGAAUCCAGCAAGGCUCCCAAGUCGAGCGAAGCCGCCCCACCAGCCAGCGAGGCUUCAGCUGGCUACCCCACUAGUGCUCCAGUCGCCAACGUGAGCUCGAGCCAGUCCGACACAGCCAGCGUCCCGACCGACAUUCCUCAGCUCUCCUACUCUGCUGGCCUCUACGCCCCUAUCGAGACACCUGCGCCAACCAGCACUCCCACGAGCAAGCCGGGCGGCCAGUUUGGCGAGGUUAAGAACUCCACGGCCCAUGCCUGCACUUGCACUGGAAAGAAGACGACCACCGUCUACGUCAACCCGCCCACUGAGGCUACGCCGCCGCCAGCUGCUCCUCCGGCCCCUCCGGCGAACAAUACUACUCCCACCAUCGUUCCGACUGGUGCUCUUCCUCCUUCGCCCCCACCGCCUGCCAACAGCAGCGCCGUUGAGGUCUUCCCGGGCGCUGCCUCCAACUUGAAGAUGGGCGCAAGCACUGUCUUUGCUGCGGCUGGUCUAGCGGUCCUGGCUGUUCUCUUGUAG